AUGCACUGUAGGCCGUUACAGAAGCCGAGAUUUGUAAUGAAACAGCUGUUGGAACGGAACUCUUCAAUGAGCAGUGUGUCUGGCAACUUUCUGCUUGUUCCGAUUGCGGAGUGCCCCAUUCUGGACAGCGUGCCCAAUAAAAACGUCAAAAUCGUCGUUCUGGGCGCGAGCAACGUCGGCAAGACAGCUCUGAUAGUGAGGUUUCUCACCAGGAGAUUCAUUGGGGACUAUGAAGCAAACACAGGGGCUCUGUACUCAAGAAAAAUCUGUCUAGAUGGAGAACAAGUAUCUUUGCAAGUUCAGGAUACUCCCUGUGUUUCUCUACAGGACGAUGGUGAGGGGCUGCAGUGCCAGGAGCAAAUUAAUCGCUCCAUCUACUGGGCGGACGGCUACGCGCUGGUGUUCUCCAUCAGCGACCGGCGCAGCUUCAGCACGAUCACACCGCUGUACCAGCACGUGCGGCACAUCCACCCGCGCGGCAGCAUUCCCAUCAUCCUCCUGGGCAACAAGAGCGACCUGCCGCGGGCACGACAGGUGCAGCCGGCCGAGGCCGAGGCGCUGGCCGCACAGCUCGGUGGGCCGUACUUUGAGGCAUCCGCCCGAGAGGACUGCGAGGGGGUGCAGGCUGCCUUCCUGCACCUCUGCCAGGGGGUGAGUCGGGCCCUGGGGGGCGCAAGCGGGGAGAAGAGGUGGGCAGGGCUCCACCUGGGACGUCCCAAAUCGCCCAACAUGCAGGAGCUGAAGAGGAGGUUCCGCCAGGUGCUGGGCUCCAGGGUCAAGGCUGCUACCCCACUGUGAUGUCAUCACCGGCAACUGACCAAUCAGUGGACACGAGCUCUUGCAGGAGGCAGGUGCAGGUUGCAGAGGAGAUGCUCAUUGGACGAUGAGCUGGCAUGGAACCGGUCACACCCUCAGUGCUUUCUGAAGAGUGACGGCUGAUGUAGGUUAGACACGGGUUCACUGACCAGGAGACAGAGAGAAACUGUUAUAAACCUGUGACCCUCUGAGUACAUUCAUUUAUCUCUGAUGCAUCAAGAGAGAAUGUCAAAAAUCAGACUCAGUUUCCUUAAAUAAUAACCACAGAUUAUGUA
Molecule: messenger RNA, 1091 nt
Organism: Megalops cyprinoides (Indo-Pacific tarpon)
Lineage: Eukaryota; Metazoa; Chordata; Actinopteri; Elopiformes; Megalopidae
Product: ras-like protein family member 11A-like
Exons: 5
Coding region: 1-798 (265 amino acids)
Molecular function (GO): GTPase activity; GTP binding
Source: RefSeq, a predicted model, not a curated record